Molecule: messenger RNA, 1623 nt
Organism: Nezara viridula (southern green stink bug)
Lineage: Eukaryota; Metazoa; Arthropoda; Insecta; Hemiptera; Pentatomidae
Source: the annotation of a GenBank genome assembly
AUGUGGGUCUCGUGUCUCCUGGCUCUUCUACUUCUCGCGGACUUGCUGGAGGCCCAGAGGGCCGGCCUCAGGUUGACAGAUGAAGCCAGAAGAAAUGUUAGAAAACGUGUCACUACCAUGAUCCGAGAACGGCUUGGAAGAAGAAGUAAAGAAGUCUGUUAUGAUCUACUAGGCUGUUUUCCAGUUGAUGGUCCAUUACUGAAAAAGGGUCCUCAAGAUCCUAAAGACCUCGAUACUAGAUUUUAUUUAUACAAACGUGGAAAAGAGUCUGAAGGCAUAUCAUACACUGAUGGGAGAGAGUCAUUGGUAUCGUCACAUUUUGAUACAGCUAAACCAACAAAAUUCAUUAUUCACGGUUUCAAAGGCAGUUCAAAGGAUAUAAGUGCACGCAUAGUGGUUGAACAAUUGUUAAAUUUGGAAGACAGUAACGUUAUUUUGUUAGACUGGGCAAAAGGAGCACAGGGGCCGUCUUACAGACUUUCGGCAGCUAACACUCAACUUGUCGGAAAGCAGCUUGAACUAAUAUUGCUGGAUAUGAUUUCCCUUGGAACCUCUCCUAGCCAAAUACACAUAAUAGGAUUUAGUCUUGGAGCGCAUAUUGCAGGUUAUGCAGGGCGAUCUUUAUCUCAGAGAGGUAUCAAAUUGGGCCGUAUUACAGGUUUGGAUCCUGCUUCUCCACUUUUCAGAGAAAGUUUUACAUCUUUACCUGCUCUCAGCAAAGAGGAUGCUGCAUUUGUAGAUGUUAUACAUACCGAUGGUUCAAUUUUACUCACAGAAGGUUUUGGAUUGCUAAGAGCUCUUGGUCAUGUAGAUUUCUUCCCAAACGGAGGUCAGGAUCAACCAGGAUGUGAAUAUGUAUUUGCUUCUGUACUUGUCAGUCAUCUUGAAGGUACAGUUAACUCUUCAACAAUAUGCAAUCAUGCAAGAGGAUUCCAGUUAUUCAUGGAAAGCGUUACUUCAAAACAAGAUGGAUGUCAAUUCCGAAGUUUUCCUUGUAUUUCACGAGAACACUUCCGCAGUGGAGCAUGUUUUCCCAGUAAAUGUGAAAUCAACAGUACAGAUGGCUCCUGUGGCAUUAUGGGCUAUAAUGCUGACUUGGGUUUGGCAAGAGGCCCUUUGUAUAUGGUGACCAGAGAAGAACGACCAUUUUGUGGUGAUCAAUUGCAAAGCAUAGUAGUUCUUUCAAAAAAUGGACUAAAACCUAGAAGUAAUAUUCUACUGUCGGCCAAAGUCGAAGAUGAUACCACUUCGUUCGAACUUCGAAAUGAGCCAAGAGAUCCUUUUCAAGGAUAUGUAUACAGAGGGUUAUCAGCAUCAAUGUAUGGGUUAUACAAUUCACAACUUUCCAAUGUGACAGUAACUCUUGUACUUCGAUAUGCACCCCGAAUGAUAGGUGAGAUAAUUGUAGCAGAGUACGUUCGCAUAGCUAAUCUAGAUGGAGAUUUUUGGUCAUAUUGUGGUAAACCAGUCAUAUUUGAAACAAAUGAUGAGUUUGGAGUGACUACUGUAAAUCUCACCUAUAAAUCAUGCUAAUAUUUAAAAGUGAACAUCAAAAUUGAAUAUCUUCAAAGCCGUGCUUUGAUUGUGAAAAAAAUGUUUAAUGCUAACUAACUAUUAUAAAAA